Messenger RNA from Paramuricea clavata, 2076 nucleotides. Lineage: Eukaryota; Metazoa; Cnidaria; Anthozoa; Malacalcyonacea; Plexauridae. The record is from the annotation of a GenBank genome assembly.
AUGGUGCAUUCUGUUGAGUACAGAAGAAAAUUAAGAAAUUCUAGGAAGAAGCGAAAACGAGCUGAACGAUCAAUUGCGCGAUUCAAGGUUAAAGGAGAAGCGGAGGUAAAAAAAAGAGUAGAUGCUACAGUCAGCUUAAUUCGAAAUGAUUUCGAAAAGCAGAAACGUAUUGCCAUCAAAUAUUAUAAUAAGUGGAAGCAAUGUAUGCUCAUUGUCAAUAAGACUACAUCUUUAAAGGUAAACAAGCACAUUAAUAUACGAGGAUAGAGAUAGGGUUUUGUACAUUGACUACCACCACUGAGUACUACCAGUGGUGAAUUUAGGGAAGGGGUGCAGGGGGGUGCGCCCCCCCCCCAGGCUCUGGUCAACAGGGGUGCAUGGGGAGUGCAAAAAUGGCGUUUAUCCUAAUUCUAACCAACUUAUGUUAAGGAAUUCAGUUGGGUAUCACUAAUUGACAAUAGCGGAAUAGCCAAUAUUAAAUAUUCUGAAUUUUUAAAUGUUUUGAGAAUCUAAAAAUUUUCCAGAAUGUUUUCUCAUAAUGGUAGAAAUGCCAUUUCAGAGACCCAAAUUUUAAAAAUUUUCACGCCUUUGGCGCUCGGCUGGUGGUUUCGCCAUUGGUUAGCACCCCCCAAAAAAACUUUGCUGGAUCCACCACUGAGUACUACAGUCUACUCCUUUCAACAAAAAAUCAAUAACUUUCUUGAAUUUGGCACCAACAUGGCCACCAUGCCAUUGUCUUCUAAUUCUCAACGGAUUGAUUGCAAGUCAAGAAUUAAGGGCAGGGGAAUGUAGGGGGUGGUGGUGGCGGGGGACUGUGCCAAUGGGCUUGCUGAGACUGCUUUACUAUUUUGGUACAAUAUGCUAUGCUGAAAUUGAGUAUAUUUAACAUUUUGUAUAAAUUUAAUUACAAGAACAACCUAGAUUUUACUUGAUUUUUACUUGGUAACUUGGGGAUUGGCAAUGGUAGCUGAUAAGGCCUAUGGAAUUGAAAUAUCAGUUUACAGCAACCCACAGUCACCUGCCUGUGCAAGUCUUAGACCCCACAUUAAAUUUUCACUGUUUCAUAUUUUUCAAUUAUUUCUAAUGCUAGUUAAUUUAAAUACUUUAAAGGGGAAGUCAAGUCCGUUCUGCGCAUUGGUUCUGCGCAUAACAAUGUGAGGACCUCUAAUGUAAAAAUUGUCCAAAUUUUGAAUGUUUCGAAUUUUUCUGAACAUAAACUUUAUUUCAUAUUCAUUUAGAAGCAUAGCGAACCAAAAUGGUGUUAGAUAUUCAGACAGUACAUCAUAUUUUAAAAAAUACAGCAGUUCAAAAUGUAAACAAACCAUUUGUUUACAUUACAGACUUGACUUGCCCUUUAAUAGUUAACUACAAACAUGCUGAAAUCCUAAAUUAAAACAUGAAUAUUGUGUAAAAGAUAGAUUUAAGAUGAUGUACAGUCUGUUUGUGAGAGAUUGGUAUUACUGUAUAUUUAAUUUUGCUAAUUUCAAUUGUAAUAGGCUUCAACAGGAAUGCAACAGCAAAAAUGGAUUCCAAAAAUUGAGCCAGAUGAACUGGAAGAUGCUUCACCAUGCAUUGGCUCUGGAAGCUUUGGGCAAUGUCGCACAUGGUACUACUCACGAUUUGGUAUACAUGUUGUUGAGAAAAUUAUACCAGAUUUAAGUGAGAGUUCUGUUUAUCAAGAAGCACUCUAUCAGCAAAUGUUUGCACAUAGAUGCGUGCCUUAUAUUUUUGGAAUUAACAGUGCCAGAAAGCCAUACUCUUUAUUUAUGGAGUUUGUUGGAAAAGAUUUGCAGUCACUGACAGUACACAAACUUUUAUAUGAUAACCAAUCCAUGAAACUCAUUGGAGGUAUGUCGGUGCUAGACUGGUUCAGAGUAUGUUACGAUAUUGCUGAUGCAUUGCAUCACAUCCAUGAAAAAGGAUAUCUUCAUUGUGACAUUAAAACAAACAAUGUUCUUGUGUCCCAUAAGAAAUCUGGGUAUCUGAUUGACUUUGGCAAGGUGAAACCAAUUGCGAAUCCACCAGCAAAGAAGUAUGCAAAGGCUAACAAUUACAUUGCUCCAGAGGUUUUGACGG